This is a messenger RNA of Chelonoidis abingdonii (Abingdon island giant tortoise), 7612 nucleotides long. It is a transcript of the gene RBFOX2, whose product is annotated as RNA binding fox-1 homolog 2. Gene Ontology annotation, biological process: nervous system development; regulation of alternative mRNA splicing, via spliceosome. The record is from RefSeq and is a predicted model, not a curated record. Gene Ontology annotation, molecular function: mRNA binding. Gene Ontology annotation, cellular component: cytoplasm; nucleus. Lineage: Eukaryota; Metazoa; Chordata; Testudines; Testudinidae.
AGAGAAAAGAAAGGAAGAAACACUAGAGAAGAAAAGGAGGAAAACGGGCGAAAGGGAAAACCCCACAAGCUCAUAAGAGCCACACGAGGGCAGGGUGAAAAGCAAAGAGCCAAGGAGCUUCUACCACAUCCGUCUCGAAGGGUUUUUUUUCCUCCCACUUGUCUCUUACUCCGGUUUGGUUUAUGGAGAAAAAGAAAAUGGUAACUCAGGGUAGCCAGGAGCCAACAGCCACUCCUGAUGCAAUGGUCCAGCCAUUCACCACAAUCCCGUUCCCACCACCCCCACAGAAUGGGAUCCCCACAGAGUAUGGAGUGCCACACACUCAGGACUAUGCAGGCCAGACCAGCGAGCACAAUCUGACACUCUACGGAAGUACGCAGGCGCAUGGAGAGCAGAGCACGAAUACGCCCAGCACGCAGAAUGGAUCUCUUACGCAGACAGAAGGAGGGGCACAGACAGAUGGACAGCAGUCACAGACACAAAGCAGUGAGAAUACUGAGAGCAAGUCCACUCCAAAGCGGCUUCAUGUCUCUAACAUUCCCUUCCGCUUCCGGGAUCCAGAUCUCCGACAGAUGUUUGGGCAGUUCGGCAAAAUCCUUGAUGUAGAGAUAAUCUUUAAUGAGCGUGGCUCCAAGGGAUUCGGGUUCGUAACUUUCGAGAAUAGUGCUGAUGCAGACAGGGCCAGGGAGAAAUUACACGGCACCGUGGUAGAGGGCCGUAAAAUCGAGGUGAAUAAUGCCACAGCACGCGUGAUGACCAAUAAGAAGAUGGUCACGCCAUAUGCAAAUGGUUGGAAAUUGAGCCCUGUGGUUGGAGCAGUAUACGGCCCUGAGUUAUACGCAGCGUCCAGCUUUCAAGCAGAUGUCUCGCUGGGCAAUGACGCCGCAGUGCCCCUGUCAGGAAGGGGGGGUAUUAACACUUACAUUCCUUUAAUCAUUCCAGGCUUCCCCUACCCAACUGCAGCCACCACAGCAGCUGCGUUCCGGGGGGCACACCUGAGGGGUCGAGGACGAACAGUAUACGGUGCAGUCCGGGCAGUACCCCCCACGGCCAUCCCUGCCUACCCAGGUGUGGUUUACCAGGACGGAUUUUACGGUGCUGACCUCUAUUUGGCUGAAGAAAUGUUAACAUCUCACUCUAAAUCUCUCAGUGGAGUCUCUGUUCCCUUCUCUGAUAUAACAGAUGGGGUGGAUAUGCAGCCUACAGAUAUGCACAGCCUGCUACUGCAACAGCAGCCACGGCCGCUGCAGCCGCUGCAGCAGCUUACAGCGAUGGUUAUGGCAGGGUGUACACAGCAGACCCUUAUCAUGCCCUUGCCCCUGCCGCUAGCUACGGAGUUGGCGCUGUGGCGAGUUUAUACCGAGGUGGCUACAGCCGAUUUGCCCCCUACUGAAGUGACGUGAGCCCCUGCAAGUGGAACAGCCCCCCAGUUCAUGAGGCCUGGCUAUUGCAAUAUUUACUAGUAGAGGAACUCUAUAGCAAGAUGAGGAGGAAAAACAAAAAAACAAAAGAGAAAAUACUUUUUUAUACCUCACUAUGUUCUUUGAAUAUGUAUUUUUCCUUUAAAUUUCUGCCUUUAAUUCUUUUGUUCCAAAGAUUGUGCUUUUUUUUUCAUUUUUUUUUUUUUUAACUGUGGUAAAAAAAAAUGCAUUUCCGUGUCUUUAUGUUGGUGCAUUGCUUAUCCUAACAAUCACGGAAGAGGCAAUUAAUGAUAAGGAAAGAUGUUAGGAACCAAUAUCAUGCAAUUAAUUGUGGACAAAGUUACUUACCUGGGUCUGAUGUUUGGCACCUGUGAGACAGGAGGAUGUGAGGAAGAGCCUCUUCCUGCUGUGUUUCUGCCUUUUGGAUGGACGCGUUGAUUGGCUGUGGCUGGAACCCACAUGCUGGUGAGAAAUAGUUCUUUGUAUUUGAAAAGAAGGGAGAUGCAGAGACUUCUAGCAUUAUAUCAUCACCUGGCAUGCACACACUUGGACCGGUUUCAGCAGUGUCGGGACUGUAUAGUUGCCCAAACUUUGCCCAAAGACUUCGGCAAUUAACUGCAGUAGGGGACAAGACUUUGAAAUGAAUUCUUUAUAUCUCUCCCUCCACACACACCUAAUCCUAGUUGAUUGUUGUCCACUACUGGACUGUAAUUGUCUUUCCUUCCUCUGCUUUCUAAGGUCUUUCUCCUUUACUGCCCCUUUUUCUUUUCUUUUCUUGAGGAUUGGGUGGUGUGAUGCUGCAAACGUGGGCAGUAACGGCAGAGCUUGAAGCAAUGAUUGAGAGUGCUUGUUUCUCGGACAUGAAGGAGUGAUUAGAUUUAUCGAGUGUUUGCAGCUUUAUGAGGAAGAAAGCUGGCUGAAGAGCCCUGCAUUAGUGCCACAAUGAGCUGCUCUGAGGUUCAGCAUUCAAGGUCCCUCUCUCUGUUCACCAUGAGCCACGUAGGCAUUGCUGCAAAUAAAUCAUUAAAGUAGUGUGAAGACAAAAAAUGAGUCAUGGAUCAGCUGCAAAGGGACAGGGGAGUGUGUGUGAGGGGAAGAGAGAGUUUUAUUUCAGAAUGCUGUUCCUGAAGUGAUUUUGGAUAGCUCAGAUGUCUGGAGGCAGGCAGAAGCCGUUUGUACAAGCUCUGAAGUCAUAGGAACCUCCCAUCUCCUAGAUCUAUUUGAGGCCCUUAAAUAUUUAAUCUAGAGCCCCAGUGGCCAUUCACCCAGCGUCUCAGUAUCCUACAAAGAGCACCUGGACUGCUCAGUCCACAUUUACACUACAGACUGUAAGUUUCUAAAGCAGAGAGACUAUUUAGAAGGGCUCCGUGGCUCCCAAGGCCAUCUUUCUUCUGCUCUUGUAACUAGAGUGAUUCUUCUGUUUUUAAAAAGCAGGCAUUUUAUAGGUUGCUGCAAGGAGUAGCACUGUGGCAGGGAGUCGUUGCUGUCAACAGCCGAGCUUGAUUUUAGAACUCAGAGGAAUAGUCUCCCCUCUAGUUGUUAGUUAUUGCUAUGCUCCGAGCAACUCUUGCAAUCAAAGGCAGAUUCUCUGAUGCUUUAUCUAACCCUAGACACUAGAGAAACAGAGAAAGAAGCACAAUUCCAUUUGGCUCCCUUAUCUAGCUGAAUUGGUACAGGGGUGACUUUUCACUCCCAGAAAGGGCAGUGUGGGGUGUGGAUUUGUAGCUAGAGCCUUUCGACUCCUGCCACCAUACACUUGCUUCUCUAUCAACAGUUGAUAUCAGAAUAGGAAACCAGAUGCGUUGAACUUUAAGCAUUGUAAGUGAGCAGGGCUGUCUGGGAGGUGCACUGACCCAGCCAUGCACAACACACAUCUUUGCUCCUCCCCUCAGCACACGUCCUCCCUAUGUCGGCAGGGAGGAGGUGCCUGAAGUAAGAAGGAUCGGGGAGACAUGAGUUAAGCUAGAGACCCUAAAGCUAUUGAUUCUGUGGAAGAAUAGCUAGAACAAGGGGACACCAAACUGCCAGCCUGUUGGCCACUUUUUUUGUUUUUGUUUGUUUUUUGUUUUGUUUUUUCAAGCCAAAGUUUGGUUUGUUGCAGUUAUGACAAUUUUUGUUGUUUGUAUAUAAAUAUUUUAGUUAGAUUGAAAACGGAGUGGGGGGAGUGGGGUGUUGGGGCUUUCACAAAAUCAAGGAAAUGAGGGGACGGUGGGAUUUUUGGCUUUUACUGGUUGAGUGGGUAAAAAAAAAUUUCCAGUAGAACUUCUAGUGUCAUAUUGAAGGGAAGCCAAUUUCCAUCAUGUGGCAGAUGGGAGUGGGAGACUCCUUUCUGGAGCUGAGAUGCACCAAAAGCCGUAAACGGAGUUCAUCAUAGCCUAGAGUGGUGGGGGGAGUGAAAACAGGAUCUCUCUUCUCUUACUCUCAGGAAGGAGAAAUUGCUGAUGCUGUGGGGCUACAGAAUGGGAGAGGGCAAGGGGACACAGCUUGCUUAGCGCUGCAGUGACAGCGGCUUGAGCUUCGGCCCCUUUCAUGUGUCUCAGUUCAGCUGGUUCUGACUGUAGCUUUUGAAAGGUCAAGCUCCACUUUCUCAAGAGCCCUCCUGCACCAUGGCAAUGCAGCAUGUGGUUGGUUGCCCCCUUUCAUCUCCAUCUGUAGGGAGGGCUGAACACACUUCUGCUUUUAAGCAGGGUCUGUGCUUGGCAAAUAUAACCCAGCUUAGAGCUGAGAAUCUGGGUUCUUGUCACAGAAGUGCCUGGGUUUCGCAGAGGGUGGGUCACCUAAUGCUUUAGCACCUACUGUCACCAACUUCUGAUCCACAAAGGCCAGGCCCCUAAUGCAUCAGUGGGGGCUGCCCUGGUCUAUUAAUCUCUGUUCAAGUCCCCUCAGUGUAUUAGCACUUGGGUUUCCCUAAUUCCUACUCUGUGGUGACUGGGCUGGGGGAAACUAAGCCCUUUGCCCUGCUGACUACAGGAGUUGGUUCUGUAAUUUUAGACAUUUACCAUCCAUACAGUCCAGGUGAUACUUUCCAAAACCAAGACCUCCCAGACAGCUUUUACCACAGCUGGAUUUUUGUAGCAGGGUUGCGCCUAUGAAUUUUGGGCCAUGGCAAGCAAGAGCUCUUCAUCCCUUCCUCCGUCCUACUUGGCAAACACAAUGACUCUGAUUCCACAGAUGACAUUUAAUGAAUUGGCUCAUGACACGAAGGACCUAUUUCCAUUCAGAUUAGCCAAGCCUUGAGUGUAUCAAUCUUUGAAGUAUCCAUUGUCCCAAAAAUUGAGGAAGACCUGUAUCUCCCUAUGCAGAAUUAAUUAUACUCAGGCUUUUUAUAGGGAUAGAAAUGGGGCAGGCUUUUAUCACUCAGAACAUCGAGUACUUUUGCCCUGUAAUGAUCAGUGUUCAAGAGUUUCUCUCACACAGACCUUGGCUCAGCUUCUUAACCACUUCAGUCUGGUCUGCCUCCCCCGGUGUUUGUCCCAGUAUAACCAGGUUGGUUAGGGGAGUGAUUUUAGUGCUAUUGUUAUACUGGUGCAAUCCUAAUGCGAGUGCAUUUAUAUUGGUAUAAAGGUGCAUUAUACCAGCAUAGCUUAUUCCCCUUCCCUCAUGGGAAUGAGCUAUUAUCAGUAUAAGGCACCUAUAUAUAUAUAGAAUUGCAUCCACACUAGGGGUGUUAUGUGACUUUAACUACACUGGCAUAGGUAAAGCAGUACAACUUUUGUAUGUAGACAUGCCUUUAGUGUACCAAUUACCAACUUCUUAUAACCAGCCAUUUGUAGGGCAGGCAGGCAGGCAUGGAGGUCCUGUCUACAGUAAAGUUCAAUCAUGUUAGCCAAAACCAUGCUUUUAAAUUAUAUUCUUGUUUAGAUAGCCCACUGCCAUGGGUAGUAUGGUCCAGUGGGAUGGAGCACUAGGCUGGGAGUGGAAGACUUGAGGUCUGGUCUGGUCUAGUCUAAUCUAGUCUAGCUUCUAUCGUUGAUCCUGCAAUGUGACCUUGAGCAGGUCAGUUCACCUUCCUGUGCUUCAGUUUUCCCCAUCCACAAAGCAGGGAUAGUGAUACUUUAUCUUCCUUUUGUGAAGCCCUUUGAAACCAUGGAUGAAGAGUUCUAUAUGAGAUCUAAGUAAUGUCUGAAACCCCAAUAUAGGUAGGGCCUAACUGGUAUAAAAUGUUUAUAAAACUGUUUCAUAGCCUAGCAGCUUUCUGGUGAGAAUCAUUCUUAAAUGAGGUCCUGGCUAUUGUGGUUUUUUGAGCUCUGCUAUGUAGGCAUCUAAGGGGCUUUGCAAAUCUUCAUAUAUCGCCCUUGUACCCCAGUCCCCAAGGAGAAGACAAGUAGAGAAUAGGUGUGGGGAGCACUUAGGAAUUCAAGAAGGGAAAAAAAUACUGGCUCUGGGGAACUCUUCUUUUGCUGAGUCCAGCUCCAAAGGGAAACCACACGAGCAGCUUGGAAAAUAAUUUGCUGCUUAUGCCCCUUUAAUAUGGCCACAUGUGAGGAGUCCAUGCCUUGGCGGAGGGGGAAGUGGUUUUUAAAGAGUGUGUUACUUGUUUGCACUGUUUUAAAAUAGGACAAAAAAAACAAACUAGUGAACAAGGUGAACAUCCAAUGUAAACUUCGGUGUGUUUUUAUUUUGUCAUGCUCUUGAAAAUGUCAAACAUUUUGUAGUAUACACCAGUGAGACUUGAUUCUUUGUUGCAUAAAACACUAUUUUUUGGUGAUGUUACUGUCUGAAAAGCUCCUCCCUCCUUGUCCCCACCCUACUGAUCCCCCCCCCCAACUUACUUUAUUCUAUAAUGAAAUCACCAGUUGACAAGGCAUGCAGGAAUGUGAUAGCCAGAGUGUGAAAUGGGGCCCUUUCCAAGUAGGCUUUGGGUGUCCUCCAGGGUGGAGUCCUUCCUGUAGCUUGCAGUAUGCAAUAUAACACCCCUCCCCAGAACACAUACAGGUUACAAAGCAAAUUGAACUAAGACGUCCAAUGCCAGAAUCGGUUUCCACCACUAACAGUCGAGGGGGACAUUCCAGAAGUGUUGUAACCACCUGCAGUUGUUGUCCUACCCAUGUUUCUGGCAGCAACUGGUGAAAGCUUACACAGAAAGAUGACACAUAAGGUCAGUGCCAGUGCAGCCAGUCGGCAAAGACUGGUAGCAGAGUAAGAAUACGUCAGCCAGAACCUUGCCUCUAAGGAGAUUGCUGAUGUGUAAAGCCGUCCACCUGAGUAUUCACUUGGCUGGCAAUCUGCAAAGUGCCAGUGAUCUAAGGAUUGAUUGAUCAAUAAAUCUCUCUUUUGCCAGAUUUUUGGGGGUGGGUGGGAGGGGGUCAGUUUGUUGCUUCCCUGAGGAGUGAUCUCGUUAAGGGAAUCUGGCCUCCCACACAAAUAGUCUCAGCUUCGGUCACUUUCUUCUAUUUUUCUCUUGACAGUAUUUUUUGUGUGCGCGCGUGUUGUAGUUUUGGCAGCUGGGUUUGGCUGCGUUCUCAAGUGACGAAGUAAUCCUCUUUUACCCCAGGGGGUAUGAUUUGUUUUUCUUUUUAUGUUAUCAAUUCUGCUUGUAAAUAGCUGGAGAAAAAAAAAAAAAAAAAACCUGGGGCCGAUAGCAAACGAGAACCAGGGCUGUAGAGCGAUAUCGAGCUGGUGGAGAGUUUACUGACCUCACAGGCUGAUCUGCCUGAGACUUGGAGCUUUUCAAUGCAAGGCUAAAAUUUCACGGAACCUCCAGUGGCAACGACUGACUUCGCCCCUUCAUGCAGUCUCCCCACCACCUUUCCAUUGCCAGGUACCCUCGGGGCAUAGGAUGCAUCAAAACUGGAUGCUUUCCUCUCCCCUGGAUCAUUUCCUAGGACGCCCAAGCUGCUUGUUCAGGGUCCCAUUUCUUUGCUGACUCUGGAGAAGCAGUACCUGCAUCCCAGGGCUUUGUGACCGUCUCUAACUUCCUGCCCCCCCUCAUUAAGUAUCAUAUUGUAUAGUAGCUUUCAGACCAUACAGUAUUCAUUGGGUUACUCCUAUUAUUAUCAAGUAGCUGGAAUUGUGAAGGUCGGAGUAGUUAGAUCUUUAGCUUUUAUUCCUUUUUUUUGUAUUACUAUCCAUGUGUAUAAAUUAUUGAUCAUGUUGCUGGCUUUUAUAAACUCUAAGCAAGGGAGGAGCCCUUCCUCACCCUUUGCAAAUGGUAAUGAAGCACUGUUUUUAAAUAAAAGAGAGAAACACCA